AUGCUGGAAGCCGCCGAGGGUCUGCCGGUUAACUGGGGACUGUUGGGCAAGGGCAACGCCAGCGAGCCGGAGCCGUUGGUGGAACAGAUCGCCGCCGGAGCCAGCGGUCUGAAGCUGCACGAGGACUGGGGAACUACGCCCGCGGCCAUUGACUGCUGCCUUGGUGUGGCCGACGCCUACGAUGUGCCUGUGGCAAUUCACACUGACACUCUCAACGAAGCGGGUUUCGUCGAAGAUACCAUAGCCGCCAUUGCCGGGCGGACGAUCCACACUUAUCACACCGAAGGCGCCGGCGGUGGCCAUGCUCCGGACAUCAUUCGCAUGGCCGGCGAACUGAACGUCCUUCCCUCAUCCACCAAUCCCACCCGUCCCUACACCGUGAACACCCUGGCGGAACACAUGGAUAUGUUGAUGGUCUGCCAUCACCUCAGCCCCAACAUUCCCGAGGAUGUGGCAUUCGCUGAAAGCCGCAUCCGACCCGAGACCAUGGCUGCCGAGGAUGUACUGCACGACCUUGGAGUGUUGAGCAUUUACUCCUCCGAUUCCCAGGCGAUGGGCCGCGUCGGUGAGAACUUCACCCGCCUGUUCCAGACCGCGGACAAGAUGCUCAAGAUGAAGGGCAAGCUGCCGGAGGAUGAGGCGGAACACGACAACUUCCGGGUGUUGCGUAUCUGGCCAAGUUGA
Molecule: messenger RNA, 684 nt
Organism: Geodia barretti
Lineage: Eukaryota; Metazoa; Porifera; Demospongiae; Tetractinellida; Geodiidae
Source: the annotation of a GenBank genome assembly